AUGGAGUUUGAAAAGGCGUGCGAGGACAAGAACCCGCAGAAAGCCUAUGCUCUACUAAAACAGUAUCGCGGCAAAAUGAAAAGACGUUCUCCUGUCCUCAACACUGUCAAUGGAGUAGCUGUCGGUGAAGCAACUAUUCCAAUUUGGAGGGAACACAUUAAGACCUUGCUGAACCAGCAAACACCGUCAGCUCCUGAACUCGAACACGUUCAUAGGCCGACAUAUGCGGUUAACAAGGAGCCACCGACCGAGUCGGAGGUUCUAGUCUGUAUUCAAAAAAUGAAUAAUGGAAAAUCCGGUGGAGACGACGGGAUUAGCGCAGAAAUGCUAAAAUAUCUUCCUCCGUCUGGGACUCGUGUGGUGACCAAGAUCAUCCGUUCAAUAUGGACAGAUGAAAGGAUACUUGAUUCCUGGAGAAACGCUACCAUAAUUCCCCUCCACAAGAAGUUAUCCGUCACGUGCUCUAGGAAUUAUCGAGGAAUCUCUUGCUGCAUGCCAUGCACAAGGCGUCUUCUCAACGCGCUCUGCGCCGAUGGAGUACCAGGAAAGUUCGUUCGCUUGUUUGAUGACCUGAAUCAACGAACAAUUGCUGCAGUUCGAACACCGGUCGGAUGUACAACACCGUUUGAGGUGGUAACUGGAGAAAGACAAGGGGCAGUGGCAGGACCCUUCCUGUUCAAUUUCGCCAUCGGGGACAUUAUGCGAAGAACAGUAGAUCAGUGUCCUGCCGAUAUCAUCCUAGCACCAUUAGGACACCCCUUGAUCGAUAUCGAGUACGCUGACGUUCGCGAUUCGAUGUUGUUACAUUGGCGGGAAGCAGUACGAAACUUGUUAUCACAUGUCAACAUGUUGUCAACCUUGUAUCGAAGUUGGUUGCAGCAUAUGGACUAUGUGUGCGCCCUGAUAAAUGCAAAGAAAUGUGAAUCUCUUCGAGACCUCGAACGGGAAUCAGAGUGGACGGACAACCGAUAG
Necator americanus (New World hookworm) is the source of this 972-nucleotide messenger RNA. RefSeq lists its product as uncharacterized. The record is from RefSeq and is a predicted model, not a curated record. The coding region runs from base 1 to 972 and encodes 323 amino acids. NCBI's taxonomy places the organism in Eukaryota, Metazoa, Nematoda, Chromadorea, Rhabditida, Ancylostomatidae. The transcript has 2 exons.